UACAGGCUCUGUAAUGCAAAUGAGAUACAACAUCUUUUAAGAUAUUCUGCUUUUAAAUUUAGAUUUCAAACGUUAAACCCUCAAAUGAAACGGAUAUAAGACAAAUCUUGAUGGUGAAUAAAAUAAGUAACGUAAUGAUAAAUACCUGCUGUUCCUGCGUCACUCCAUGUUAACUCUGAGGGCUCUGGUUCCCAGCACAUUCCUCUUACUGGUGUCUUCAUCAUUGACCUACAUGUAUUGUCGUUGUCCGAUACUGACAUCUAGCGUUAAUCUGAGGUAACAGCAUGGGGGCGGAGUUCUCGUUAAUUCUCCACCAGGAUCAGAUCGCACGAGAGGAGGAAACCAUCGGUGCUGCUGCUGCUGCCUCCUGCAAAGAGAAAGAAUAAUUUCUACUCAGCUGCUGUGUAGAGACACGACAACAUGUCUUUCUGUCGGUUCUUUGGUGCUGAGAUCUACAAGGAUCAUUUCAAACCAGGAAUGUACGUGUGCUCCAAGUGUAACCAUCCCCUGUUCUCCAGUCGCUCCAAGUUCCCCCACUCGUCUCCCUGGCCGGCUUUCAACGACACCAUCAGGGAGGACAGUGUCACCAAGAUGAUGGAGUCGCUCACAGCCUUCAAGGUCCUGUGCGGCAAGUGUGGCAACGGGCUGGGCCAUGAGUUUGUGAAUGACGGUCCAGAGGAGGGAGUGUCACGCUUUUGAAUAUUCAGCCACUCGCUCAAGUUUGUCCCCGGCAAAGGCAAAGACAAACAGUAAAGAGCGAGAGGUCCAGUUUAACCACAGCUGCUGAAUCUGCUGCCUGGUCCUGGACGACGUGAACGUGUCGGGUCAGUGGGUGACGCGGACGGGAGAAAGGCCCGAGAGGGACGUCCUGUCUGCUGAAGAAUCUUUGACCAGACUCUGACACGGGGACCAGGACACAACGCUGCAAUAAUCCUUCACUUAACAUAUGACACACUCCUACGAAUACCUCGUGUUUAAAUACACAUUUAACUCAUUGAAUAUUAUAACAAUGUCACUGCUGAUGACAUGUAUUAUAGGUGAAUGUCACUGUAGCAAGAAAUUGGGUUUUUCAUCAGCUUUUAAGCAGUUAUUGCUGUCAUGAUUUUCACAUUGUAUCAUUUACACACAUAUUAUCUAUGCACUGAUGACCUUUCUAAUUAGUCUGUACUUUUGGUUUCUGUUUUCUAUGUUUAUUUUGAAAUCAGUGGGUGGCACUGAAAAUGUUAUCUCACUGAAUAAAUAAUGUACUUUUAUCACA
Messenger RNA from Platichthys flesus (European flounder), 1258 nucleotides. RefSeq names its product methionine sulfoxide reductase B1b (gene msrb1b). Lineage: Eukaryota; Metazoa; Chordata; Actinopteri; Pleuronectiformes; Pleuronectidae. The record is from RefSeq and is a predicted model, not a curated record. Gene Ontology annotation, molecular function: peptide-methionine (R)-S-oxide reductase activity. The transcript has 4 exons.